AUUAAGUCAAUAUACAACUACAGCUCAUAUAUCGUAUCUUUCAGCAAUCUUCAGAGACUAAACUCGGAUGCCAACUAAAAUAUAGCUUAUGUUUAACAAUACUAUUCUACUAAACCUUUACCAGAUUCUGAUCUACUUCUACGUAGGUAGUACUCAUACACUCUUAUCGCUCGAAAUAUUUGUAUUGCAUCAUACAUUAACAUCACUCCAAAUAUAACUUACACUGUUACCUUGUCUCGUUCCUAGUUUGGCAUGAUAGUCGGAAGUGCCAACAAUUUCCGUGUCGCAGUCAGUUCAGAGCCCCCAAUAUACGACUAUUCAUAAGCCCACAACAAUCAUGAUACCCAUUACAAACCUGAAAUCCUCACAGGGGGCUUUUCAAAUCCCGAAGCUCAUUUGGGCUUUUACUGAAAGUAAUUUUGCUACUUUUGUUAUCCCAAAUACGGCUUUUGGGAUACUCGGGGCCGUUGCAACUUCCCUCUCAAAAGGGGUUCAACCAUCUGGAUUAGAAGUACUCCAGCGGUUCUCAAUAGUUGUUGCCUACAACUGGAGCAACGUGCUCUCGUUUGAUCUUGCAAAUCAACGAGCUCCUGAAUCCGUUGCUGAAGACCGCAUAAAUAAACCUUGGCGGCCAAUUCCUACCAACAGAAUCACCAGCGACCAGACUCGCCGCGUGAUGCUUGUUUCGAUACCUCUCACCCUCUGGUUCAACUAUUACCUCGGAGUAUGGGAACAAGGGGUAGUUAUCCACAUCACCACCUGGCUUUAUAACGACCUGAGGGGGAUGGACGAGGCUUUCGUCCGCGAGAUACUGAUAUCCGUCGGCUAUGGCAUGUUUAAUAGCGGCUCGCUACAGAUUGCCCUUGGAAACAAAACCAGCAUUAAUUGGAACGGUAUGGUUUGGGCAUGUAUUAUCAGUGGUGUUAUAUUGACCACCAUGCAAAUCCAGGACUUGAAAGAUCAGGCUGGAGAUCGCCUUCGGGGACGGAAAACAGUGGUCUUGUUUCUUGGGGAAGAAAUAUCUAGAUGGUCAAUUGCUUUCUUCGUAAAUUUCUGGACUUGCGUUUGUUCCAUACUGUGGGACCUUUCGGCAUGGUCCUGCGCUGUACCAGGAAUUCCCGCCGCCGUGGUUACAUGGCGGGUGCUAAAGAUGAGGAAUCAGAAAGACGACUACCGAAGCUGGCAAUUAUGGUGUCUUUGGCUGCUUGGUCUCUAUUCCCUGCCCUUGCUUGGACGGUCAGAUGGCUUCAAGUCGAUUCUAUACUAGGUCGGAGUUGCAGUGAUGAACUUGGGUAAAUUGAAGUCCUGGUACCGUAACGUUAGUAAAAGCGGUAAAUAAACAAGAUAGUUGAUUUUUAUAGUGCACAUUGCGUUGAAAUAUUAGAAAAUCAUGAGCUGGAGGGCUGGAAGAAGUCAAGUAUGAUACUACAGUUAGCAGAGUUCAGCAUCAGAGACGCAUACCAUGGCCUGCAAUUUGUGGGAUAGGCACGCGACUGACCUUUAGUGGAAAAUGCACGAUACCACUGCCGUCGGCGGACAGCAUGUGUCCCUUUGUCUCUCGCUGUAACAAGGGCCAGACUAGGUAUCAAAAUAUCAUACCACUUUAGACCUCGUUAGCUCAAAAGUUAGAAAAGAAAACAGUGAGGUAGACCUUACAUCUGACUUCAUGCAUUCAGAA
This is a messenger RNA of Daldinia loculata, 1678 nucleotides long. RefSeq names its product UbiA prenyltransferase family. Gene Ontology annotation, molecular function: transferase activity, transferring alkyl or aryl (other than methyl) groups. NCBI's taxonomy places the organism in Eukaryota, Fungi, Ascomycota, Sordariomycetes, Xylariales, Hypoxylaceae. The record is from RefSeq and is a predicted model, not a curated record. The transcript has a single exon. Gene Ontology annotation, cellular component: membrane. The coding region runs from base 338 to 1267 and encodes 309 amino acids.